Sitodiplosis mosellana (orange wheat blossom midge) is the source of this 1192-nucleotide messenger RNA. RefSeq names its product GATA zinc finger domain-containing protein 16-like. NCBI's taxonomy places the organism in Eukaryota, Metazoa, Arthropoda, Insecta, Diptera, Cecidomyiidae. The record is from RefSeq and is a predicted model, not a curated record. The transcript has 4 exons. Bases 113 to 934 code for a protein of 273 amino acids.
CAAGUAAGGAUGAUCUGAUUAAGUGUUUGCAGCUUAAACAUAUUAUAUCAAUUCCGACGUGCUCUCCAUCCGUUGUCACCAAAAAUAUUAAAAAAAAAAAAAACAAAAUAAAAUGAAAGUGUUGUUUGUGAUUUCGGCCAUAGUGUCGAUUGCUAGUGCUGGUGUUGGGCCCAUCGUGAUCAUACCGUCAUCAUCGCAACUGUUACGAUCUCAACAUCCUGAUUCGGCUAUUGUUCAAUCGGAACAAUUAGGUGGAAAUUUUGCCUAUGCCAUUGCUGAAGGACAAUCGUUUCGAACAGUUCCAAGUCUCCUAGUUAGUAACCUUCGUGCUAUCGAUGAUCUGGGUGUUUCAUAUGCACUUAGUCCAUUCCCGAUCUUGACUGCCCCAACCUAUGUGCUUCGACAACCAACAUCAGAAGAAGAACAACGUGAACAGCAAAAAGCAAAGGAUUUAUUGCAAAAACAAAGAGACGAAUUGCAGGAAGCUUUAGAUCGACAACGUGAAGACGAUGAAAGGCAAUUGCAAGAACAGAUCGAUCAACAGAAUCUUCUCAACCAGCAAGCCUUGGAACAACAAAAAGAAUUGAUCCAAUUACAACAGCAAUGGCAGGAACAACAAAAUUUAGUUGCUACCGGUGGUGUGAUCGUACAAGGAGGUGUUGUUGUCCCAGUACCAGUUGCAAUUCCAGUAAACAACAACGAUAAUAAUAAUAGCAACGGCAAUAAAGACAACGAUAACAGCAACAACGAGAACAACAACAACAACAAUAUUCCAUCGGAUCCCAACAGCACGGAUGACACCGUGGUCAUUGAAAAUACAUCGCUUACGAAAGAGCAAAGCGCCAAUGACAAUAAUCAAUCGGAAGAUCAGCCAGCAGAAGAAGGGCAAACAGAUAGACAAGCGGAGAAUAAUUCCGAUUCAGACAAUAACUAAUUAAAUUAUCAAACGAAGCAACAACAGCAACCACUACAAUAACUGCAUCAAUGACAAUGUAUUGUAGCAUAAUGCAUGAUCGUUUGAUUCCAUUGCGGCUUUGAAAUGAAAGGCUUCGACCGAACAACACCUAAAUGUUUCUAUCUAUAUGUUUGCUUUUUGUUUCUUUUCCACUGCAAAUCGAAAAAAAAAAUCAACAAACUGAAAUCCAAACCAUUUUUGAAGCACACCAAUAAACAAAAUGUGUUUUGUACGAAA